Messenger RNA from Naegleria gruberi, 909 nucleotides. RefSeq lists its product as uncharacterized. The record is from RefSeq and is a predicted model, not a curated record. Bases 1 to 909 code for a protein of 302 amino acids. Lineage: Eukaryota; Heterolobosea; Eutetramitea; Acrasida; Naegleriidae. The transcript has a single exon.
AUGUACAGAUCAGAUUCGGAAUCGGAUUUAACUUCAACAGCAACAAAUACUACGACAUCUCGUAUGACAAAGUCUACGAGUGCGUUUGAUUUAUCUGGGCAAUCCUUGAGCAAACCAACUAGUUUUUACAAAAAUCAUAAAUAUCCAACCUAUAUGCAAAAUUUACCUAUUUGUAAAUCAUUGCAACGAGCUGAAGAAGUUAAAAAAUUAAAACAUUUAGUGUAUCAAAGAGAAAAAGCAACUGAUAGAAUUAAAAAUGAUAGAAAUGAAUUGUUGGAUUUGAGGACUUGCUUGAUUGCAUUCAUAAAUAUUAAUCAAAAAGUUUCAAACCUUUCAUCAUUUGUGGAGAGAAACGAAUUGAAGGCACUCUAUCAAAUCAUAAGAACUGAUAGAGAUGACUUGAGAAAACAAGUGAAAGAUUUAGAAAAUGAGAAAUCCACUCUCAUUUCUGAUAUUCAAAAAUUGAACGAGAGUCUGAAUCAACUUGAUCUUGAUGUACAGAAAUUCCACUCUUCUAUUGAAGAAAACUUUAAAUCGAAUUAUUCCAUUGAUAACAUUCAUGAGAGGUUUGCUGAUAUUGAUAAGGAUGACCAGAAUGAAUCUUACAACAUCCCAUGUACACACCCAACUCUUUUGAGAGGAAUGUUACACAUUUAUACAAAAUAUUUAGCUUUUGAAUCUAUUGUAAUAAUGGGAUCAAAGGAAGAAAGAACGUUAGUGAUCCAAAUUGAUAAUAUUCAACAAAUGAGCAAGUCACACAGUCUUUUGCAUGACUGUGGCAUUAUUUUACACGUAACUGGUAAAUCUAAACAAAAUGAAAAGAUUGAAUUUUCAGAGUUUAAGAAUACAGAAGAAAGAGAUAAGGCUUUCGAUUUAAUUUUUGGAUUGGCAUUCAAUGCCAAAGAAUAG